AUGACACAAUCACCUCGCGUGCCAUCUCGCCCCGGUUUCCUCGCCCCACGACCCAGCCAGCAGCCACCAAACACUGACACUGAUCUGGCCUGUUCCUUCGGUUCCUGGAGAUCGCCCGCCCCUGUCCGCUUUGGACACGUCAUGCGUCGAUCACUUUGUGAGCAUGAGCAAGAAAUGCGCCACAAACGGCGCGUCUGCGGGCCUAAUCCCCGUCAGCCCAACAUCCCAUAA
Messenger RNA from Exserohilum turcica Et28A, 231 nucleotides. RefSeq lists its product as uncharacterized. The coding region runs from base 1 to 231 and encodes 76 amino acids. NCBI's taxonomy places the organism in Eukaryota, Fungi, Ascomycota, Dothideomycetes, Pleosporales, Pleosporaceae. The record is from RefSeq and is a predicted model, not a curated record. The transcript is spliced from 2 exons.